Molecule: messenger RNA, 1205 nt
Organism: Anthonomus grandis grandis
Lineage: Eukaryota; Metazoa; Arthropoda; Insecta; Coleoptera; Curculionidae
Product: omega-amidase NIT2
Exons: 1
Coding region: 165-1013 (282 amino acids)
Biological process (GO): L-glutamine metabolic process; oxaloacetate metabolic process
Cellular component (GO): mitochondrion
Molecular function (GO): omega-amidase activity
Source: RefSeq, a predicted model, not a curated record
CAACAUGAAUGACUUUUGACACAUCACAAAUCAACAAGUUUACCAAAUUUGAAAACAAAUCAUUUUAAAAAUAAAUUAUAUGUAUUAUAAAUAUAAUCGUUGACAAAUAAUAUAAUUCAGAUAAUUUUUAUCUUCUACAUGAGCAUUAUUUUAUUUAAGUCUCAAUGAACUCAAUCAUGAGAACACUUCGUGCAGCCCUUAUCCAGUCUCGGGUCAGCAAAAGUCGCACAGAAAAUCUGGAAAAUGCAGAAAAACUUAUUACUAAAGCAGCAAAAACAUUGCGAGCAAAUAUCAUAUGUUUACCUGAAUGUUUUAACUCUCCUUAUGGCACCCAAUUCUUUAAUGAAUAUGCAGAAAACAUUCCCAAUGGACCAACAUGUGAGAUGUUAUCAAAAGCUGCUAAAGACAACAACAUUUAUCUUAUUGGUGGAACUUUUCCAGAGGUUGAUAAUAACAAAUACUACAAUACAUGCACAGUGUGGAAUCCUGAAGGAAAACUUGUUGCCAAAUACCGUAAAAUGCACUUGUUUGAUAUAGAUAUACCUGGAGGAAUUACUUUCAAGGAAUCCGAUGUGCUUUCGGCUGGGAAUCAGUUAGCUAUCUUUGAGGUAUAUGGUGUUAAAGUAGGACUUGGCAUCUGCUAUGAUCUGAGAUUUGAAGAACUUGCAAAGUUAUACAGGCUACAGGGAGUAGAAAUUCUUAUUUACCCAGCUGCAUUCAAUACAACCACAGGACCAUUACACUUUGAGUUGUUGCAAAGGUCAAGGGCAAUUGAUAACCAAGUAUAUGUGUUUGCUAUAAGUCCAGCAAGGGGAGAAAAGGGCUAUAUUGCUUGGGGGCACUCACAAAUUACUGAUCCUUGGGGCAAAGUUCUGAGUCAGGCUAAAGAAGGUGAAGAUAUCAUUCAAGCGGAUAUAGAUUUAACUGAAUGUGAUAAAGUAAGGCAGCAAAUACCAAUAUUUUAUCAGAGGAGGACUGAUAUUUAUGACACUAUAAAGAUGGGAAUUAAAUGAGUCAACUAUUCAGGUUCUUGUUAAUGUUUUAGGCUAAAAUUUGGUGUUUUAAAGGUAUUUAGUUAUUGCUAUUUAGGGACAACAUAUAAAGCAAUAUUGCUUUAGGUAUGAAUAAUUUUUAAAAUAAAUAAAUUUUAAUUACUGUUAACCUUAUAGGGUGUUUUUGAAUAUAUUAUCAUUUUUUUUAUUGGA